AUGGCGGGCGUACAGAACAAGCUGGAGGUGCUGGGGGUGGAGGACGAUGCGGGCAAUCCCAUCAGCGCCCUGACCAUCCUGUCGCUGCUGGAGCGUGUGGCAGGCAUCAUCGACAAUGUCCAGGCUGGCCAGCAGCGCAUGGAGGAGCAGCAGCUGGACCUGGAGACCAACAUCAAGACCAUCCAGGGUGACGUCCUGAAGCUAGCCAAAGACCACACCACCACCAGUGGCACCGUGGAGAAGCUGCUCCAGAAGACGCGCAAGGUCAGCUCCAAUGUCAAGGAGGUGCGCACGCGCGUGGAGAAGCAGAACGUGCGCGUCAAGAAGGUGGAGACCACACAGGAGGAGCUGCUGACCCGAAACAAGUUCCGUGUCAUCAUUUAUCAGGGGGAACAUGAGAUCCCUUCGGUGGCCGUGACAAAGACCCCAAAAGGAGCUGUUGGUAUGGAGGGGUUGGUGAUCGAGCCAGACACCUACGAUGUCCCCGAGGACAUCUCCUCAGACGAGGAAUACAUGACAGUGGACGAGACUGAAGGAGGCUCCAGAACCGCCCGCUUGAAGGCGUCAGGCAUGAAGGGCAUUGAAAGCAUCAAGCAGGCCUUCUCCAAGGAGACCAUGACCAAGACCAAGGACAACUUGGGCACCAAGUUCCACAACAUGGGCGAGAAAAUGGUGCCCCCCGAAAGACGGGAGAAGAUGCACCAGGCCAGCGAGCGCAUCAAGCACUCUGGCGAGAGGCUGAAGGAGAACAUUGCCAAGAAGGCCCCCACCAAGGAGUCCUUCCGCAUCAAGCUGAAGAAGGAGAGGACCGUGGCCGAGGGCCAGGAGGGAGCUGAGGCUGAUGGGGAGGUCGAUGAGGCGGUGACCCCAGUCAAGGGAAGAAAAAGCCCGGAAGUCAGUAAAACCCCGGUAGUAACCUACACGGAGGUUGUAACGGAAAGGGAAACCAAGAGGGAGGGUCCCGUGGAGGAGCCGGCCGCCAUCCGGAUAGGGGAGGUAGGGAAAUUCACUGUGGAGGCAGUGGAAGAGGGCAAGGAGGACGAAUACGACAGGAAGUAG
Messenger RNA from Salvelinus namaycush (lake trout), 1059 nucleotides. It is a transcript of the gene cavin4a, whose product is annotated as caveolae associated protein 4a. Bases 1 to 1059 code for a protein of 352 amino acids. Gene Ontology annotation, biological process: regulation of gene expression. Gene Ontology annotation, cellular component: caveola; cytoplasm. The record is from RefSeq and is a predicted model, not a curated record. The transcript is spliced from 2 exons. Lineage: Eukaryota; Metazoa; Chordata; Actinopteri; Salmoniformes; Salmonidae.